Porites lobata is the source of this 19350-nucleotide messenger RNA. NCBI's taxonomy places the organism in Eukaryota, Metazoa, Cnidaria, Anthozoa, Scleractinia, Poritidae. The record is from the annotation of a GenBank genome assembly.
AUGGUGGACUGUGAUGUUUUGAUGUGGACGCUUUGAGAUGGGCUGAGAAAGGGAGUCAUAAGGGACAUUUUGAUGGCAAAUACCGUAAUUGCACUUCUUUUAUUCGAAUAAGGUAAGUAAGGUACCUUUUAAGUCUCCAAAGUAUAAGUUUCUGGAAUAUUUUUCGUCAAGAAAUGUGGAAAAUCGUCGAAUGCCUGCAAACGCGCGAUCGCACCAUUUGCCGCAAGUUUAUGCGGGAAUGCAAAUGUCACGGUGUAAGUAUAAUUUAUGAAGAAAAACACUAUUAAUGGUCAAUAAAUUUAUUAAUUGUUGAAACUUUUUCUGGCUGUAGCUGUUCAGGUAUAAACCUGACUCAAAGACCUUUAUAUGAGCUGUUAUCUGACGUUAUCUGUCGUGACAAUGCGCCAUUAUAACUGAAAAAUUUAUAUAAAAGCUUACGUGUACAACAAGCAUAAUCACAAAUAAACUCCGUUGCAGCAAUCCUUCUUCAUGUUUUCCAAACAUUCGAGAAUAGGUACUUGGUCAUGUUUUAGAAGAGACUAAUGUAUAGCUGAUAAACCUCUGUUUAGGAGAAAUCCUCUUUUAAGGGGCAAGUAAUAAACAGAGGGUCAGUUUUCAGUGAUUUGCUGAUAAUUUUGUGCGCUGGGACGUUGGAAACUUGACUUCAAAAGAGGAAAACUGUUCAACUGAGGUUCAUUGUUUUUUUAACCAUGCUUAGUUUCCCAAUGGCUCUUACUUGUAUUUGCAACUGUAGACUUAAGCUUUCUGUUUUCUGUAGAUCUCAUCUGGCGUUUGCCUAAAACCUGGAGUAUGGAAACCCCAAGCUGAAUGCUGAAUGACUCUGAAGCUUGGUGGAGAGGGUUAGGAAACUGAGUGAAUCAGGUCCAUUUAGGGUCAUUAUGCUGGACAAACUGACCUGAAACUUGAUUCUCUCACUUUCCUAACCUUAAUCACUAAACUUCAGUGGCAUUCAGCGUUCGGUGUGGGGUUUCUGGAUUCUGGGUUCUAGGCAAAUCCUCCUAUCUGAGAUGUAACCUCUUGAAAACCAUAGGAUAUAGCAGUAAUUGUGUGCCCUUUAAAGCAGCCUAUUUCCAAUUACAAGGCUGCUGCCUAAGAAAACGUUCUGGGAGCCCUUCAGGCUCCUAAAAUAAAAAGUUAGGAGUUUGAGGCCACCGAUCAACAAACUUCAAAUUUAUUAGUGCAUAAAUAGUAGCAUAGUUAAAGCUCAGCUAAAAUUAAAGGGAAAGUCUCCUUUUUUGCAUUUGUAAAUUUCUUUUUCUCAACCUAGCUUAGGGUACCAGAGGCUUUUUUACCUUUAGUAAUAAUUACUAAAACUUUCCAUUUGCACUUACCUGGGGCAAUUGAUCGUCUAAUUUAUGCACUCUUGACAUUUGUUCUGUGUAUAUCAUCAUUUGCUUGGUCUUUUUGCAUUAAGCAGUAAGUUGGAAUUGCUCAACCGAGUCUUCAAGGGUUUGUAUGGGGGUAUUCAAUUCUCCAACGUUAGCGUCCAGAUCUGAAGGGGCACAGUGCUUGAUGAAGGUCGUUUCGUCUGCGUAUCAAAAUGCUGUCCAGUCAUGGUUAUCGUUAAGAUCAUUUACAUAUGAAUAAAAUACGACUGGCCCCAAUAUCAAACCCUGUGGUACCCCGAAUUGCAUGUCAGUCAGUUCAGAUGUUCUAUCAUUCACUUGUACAAACUCCCCUCUUUCACCCAUGUAACUUAGAAUCCAGUGAAUGCCUUUGAGAAAUCUGCAAAUACAGCCAUAGUUAGUCCACCUUUCUUCAUAGCUUGGAUGAUGUCAUCUCUGAAGCUCAGUCAUGCUGUUGGUUUUGAAUGUUGGUUUUGAUAUCUGUAACCAGAUAUCUUUUCAUUAAGUAUGCGGUUUUGUUCAUUUGUCAGCAAAAAGCUUUGAAUGUCUUUCAUGUGGGACACUUUUUCUUUUUCUGUCAUUAACUUGAUACAAGUUCAUUUGUAGCUCUUAUUUUCAGUUGUGACAUUGAAACUUCUCAUCAGGGCUGUUAUAUUUGAGAGCCUCUCCCAGCAACUAUGAACAUGGUCCCUGGCUACUUUUGUAGGAAAAUAGAAGAAAAAUAGAACCAAAAGAAAUCCUUAACUGUUUGAUUCCCCGCCUACUUGUUGUAUUUACCCGGGAACUUGAAAUCUUAGUGACAGCCCUGCCCCAUUUAUUACAGCAGCUGUAGAAACUUGCAACUGUGUUUGUUACAUCUUAUCCUUUACAGGCUAUAAAGUGCGUUUCUGAAAAGAUGCAAAGUCAACAUGGAUCCUGCUAAGUCAGAUAACAGACCUCUCCCAGCAGGCUGGAUAUGCCGACUGUCCAAAUCACGAAAAAAGCAAUAUUAUUUCAACAAAAUUACUGGAGAAUCCAGCUGGAAGCACCCACUGGAUAUUGAUGUGUUUUCUCCUGUAAGUUAUUGUUAAAUUUGUCUUCACUUGUACACUGUAAGUUACAUGUAUUAAUAAAUAAUUUAACAUUGUGUUCAUUAAAAUUAGUUAUGGAACACCAUGUCAUUCCACAAAACAUUAUUUGCUUGCUAGUCUAAUGGAAACUUCAGAUAUUUCAGGAGUUGUUUGGGUUGUUGUUGGAGGUACAUGUAGAUGUACUGUACAUAUACUUUAAGGAUGAAAGUCUUGGUAUAAUAGGAGGAUUCAGUUGUAAACAAUUUGCGGUUGUACAUAUGUAUAUUAGUUAUUAGUGUAGUUUGGACAGGCAGGACUUUUUUUUUCAAUCCUUGGUCUUCAUGCUACAACUGAUGUGAGUGUUGUAUUUAAAAGUACGUACGUGGAAGCUAAGUUCUUAAGAAGUGGAAUUUGUCCUUGAAAUGUCCUUGAGAAAAAGAGAAAUAAUUGACUUACUCCAUAAUGAAUGGAUAUCAUGGAUAACUUUCAUCUCUUGUAAUGCAACGUAGAAGUUAAAAGUAAAAAAAGCAACGUCACAGGAAAAAAAGUAAAAAAAAAUUUAAAGAAUGCCCAAAAUUUGGAAGAGUGAGACGAGUCCCAAUCUGGGAACUUGCAGGCUUUCCUGGUUGGGACUUGUCUCAAAAUUUGGGAUUUUAUGGCCUUUAAAUUUUGAGAAUCCGUUUUUUUCCUGUGUGUUGAAAUUUGAGCAAAAGAUUUUGGCCAUUUUUGUUUUAGCAAAUUGAGAUUUACAAAGAUGUUUUAAGGUGUGUCAUGCUGCCUUAGAUAAAGAUCCACUUAAUAUGAAAUUUGUUGUGUGCACUAUGUUUUUGCAGAGCAAAGAAGGUGUAUUAAAAAGAGGUGCCAAAGAUGAUGAAAGCAGCUGUACAAGCUCAAAAAAGAAGACAAAAAAAUCUAAACAUAAGAAACACAAACCUGCACCACCAUCAGCUCAAUCAAACAGCCAAGUAUCCCAAGGACAUCAAAUUCCAAACCCACAGAAAAAUAACAAAAUGCCUCAGAUGAUGACAACUGCAGUAAAUGCAAAUGGACAAAAACAUUUGUGCAGCACUUCCAAAGUACGUCUUAUAUCUGCCUGGGUCGAUUCUGUGGAUCAUGCAUAUGCUCCCAGUGAACAAGGAACCUGUAUAAGCAGCCCAACCCACAGCCAUGCUGAAAGUACUGCAUUUUUUUCAAUGCCAGAUAGCCAAGAACCUAGUGUAGUAAUGGGUAGCCAAGCUAAAAAAAACAACACAAGGGAUGUUAGUUGCAAACAUCAUCCCUCACCACUUAGCCAGAAGGGUUCAUUAUCUGCUGCUGUUAGUGCGACUGUAGGAAAACAAAGUAGCAAAGGAGAAACUCUUAGAAAUGCUGCUGGCAAUCUUUGUAAACCAGUUAGUCCUUUACCCCCUCACGUAUCUGGUGCUGCAGUGAAUACUGACAGGACAAAUACUACGCAAGAAAUAAUGCUAAAUCCAACUACGGUACACCAGUCACAAUAUACAGAGGAUAUGCAGUUAGACAGUCAACAGUCUUUUCAUAGCUAUGCAAAUGACCAUUUCAAUGUUGGAUAUGAGAGAACUCAGUUUGGUGAUGAUAGUGAAAUGGCAAUGGAUAUUGAUAACUAUGAGGAACUUGAAGAUCAAAUAAGGCAAGAGGUAUGAUAAUCAUUAUUUUCAAAGUAAAGAAAUGAUCGUCGCAGUAAAUGCAAUUUAUGCAAUUGCGUAAAGAAGCCUGAAAAAAAUUCAGGACUUCAAUGGGGUUUGAACCCGUGACCUCAUGAUUACUGGUGCGAUGCUCUACCAACUGAGCUAUGAAGCUACUGAUGUUGGGAGCAGGUCAAUUGUGGGUUCAUAUGUUCCCGUGAAAGAAAUGAGUGUUAAUGAUAUAUGAAAUAAAUCAUAUAUAAACUGUGGAAAUGAAAUGAAAAUGAAGAAAUGAUCAUCGCAGUGAAUGCAAUUUAUGCAUUGCAUAAAUUACGUUCACUGCGAAGAUCAUGAAGAAAUGAUCAUCGCAGUGAACGCAAUCUAUGCAAUUGCGUUCACUGCGACGAUCACUUCUUCAUUUUCAUUUCAUUUCUGCAGUUCAUAUGUGAUUUAUUUCAUAUAUCAUUGACAAUCAUUAUUUUGUCAAAUUGACCUGUAUUUGUUGACAGAAUCAUUACUUCAAUAACAUUAUUCUUGUUGCCCUUUUCAAAUUGUUAAACCUGUAAAAUUAAUUUGCCCUUUAUUGAAAUUUUUUAAUCAAACCAGAUUUUUUCCACCCAGAAUAAUCCAUCAGAAGACCUAAAUAAAUACUCCAAGAAGUUCCCAAUUAAUAAUAUUACAUGUGUUUAAAAAAGAGCCUUUGCAGCUUUAAGGACAUGAACACUAAUUUUCUACAUGUAAAGUUCAUUGGUGCUUUUGGACACAUUUCAGUAUGAUCUUUAACAUUUUUAGAAGGUCCAGGUGUAAAUUAUUUUCAUUGAAGAUCGUUUGAUUUCGUAGGUACAUCUUCAUGUAUUCUUUCCAUUUUCUCUUGUCUAGCUUCAAGGAAUGAGAACAGAGUUUGUCUUAGAUCCAUUAAAGGUGAGUAGAAAUGAAAAGAAGAGCAUAAUGAUGCAUCCCCAAAAUAUAAAGACUGAGGUACUUGUUUUUGCAUGUGAACUCGUUAAAAGCAGUGGCUAUGGUGGAUCUUGACCUUGAGGGAAGUUAGGGGGCACUCAUCCAGUCCUUGUGAUUUGGGCUGUCUCCAAAAAAUGUUUUGCAGUCCUUUAGGUUCUACAUGUAGAAGUGGUUAAAGAAUAGGAGACGGUGCUCCUCGCUCGAAUCUUUCACUGAAAAAGGCCCAGGGAUUUAAGGCUCAGGUUUCCACUAGCGACCGAGUCGGAAUUGUAAGCAGAGUUGUAAAAGCGCUUAUGACCUUGAGAAAAUAAAAAUCAGAGUUGUAAGUGGAGUUAUAAGCUGGAUGGAAUCAGAAUUGGAAGAAUCAGAAUGUCUCAUUUUCUUCAGACUCUGCUUAUGACUCUGUUGCUUUGUCCUGCUUAUGACUUAGUGAAAACCGUAUUGUCUGAGUUGGAAGGAGAAGCGGAAGGAUAAACCAAUCACAAUGCGCAUUCCCAGGCUUUGUGAUUGGUUUACUUCUUCCCCUUCUGCUUGCAACUCCAAAAACUCAGUUUUCACUUGAUUGUAAACAAGGCAGUCAUAAGUGGAAUCAGGACGCCGUUUCACCAGAUCGUAAAGUUCUACGCUUUUUAUUAAUGACCCCGACUCAGUCGCUAGUGGAAACCAGCCUUUAGGUAAUUAUCUACAGUAUGUGCUAAUUUUCAUUGUUCUGAAACAGGUUACAGAGGACCCUAGCAAGGAUACUGUAGUUUCAUAUUCUGUAAGUGCAGACCUUAGGCUGUAUCAUUUGAAAUAAGGUGUCUUAGUGUACUGUGGCAUUUUACGGCUUAAUCAUGUCUUUUAAUGUCAAAGUGAUGUUUAAUCCCUUUUUUUACUUUUAUUCAGGAAUAGUUAAAUAGUCCUUAGACUUGAUAUUAUGUGUGUUUUGUGUUCAAAACCUAUUGCUGAAUAAUUAUACAUGUACUACAUUGUACAUGUAGUAAACUCUAGUUGCAUAAAAAUUGAAAAAACUCUAUUUCUAAUCCUAUUUCGUCUUUUCACUGAAACAACAACAUUCCAUGGGUGUUUUUAUUACCCAGAAAACAAAUAGAAAGUUCAGCUUUAGUAUUGGUAUUUAUACACUGUAUCUAAUACACUGUUUAUAAAAGUACAGUCUAUUACAAGUUUUGUGUUUACCUUUUGCUUUGAGUAAGUACAUGUGUAUAACACACCAUAAAAUAUUUAUUAUCUCUAGUAUCUGUUGGCAUGUCAUAUGUGGUUAAGUUUUUUGCCUUUGUGUUUAAACUGCUUUUGCAGGAUACUCUAUAUGUUGUCCUGGACACUAAUGUACUUUUAUCACAUCUCAAACUUGUAUCUGAGUUGAAGGAUUUUCCCAUAGAAGGUUAGUGUUGCAAGCAUCAUUACGGGUUGGUACACAUCGAGUAUUGAAUUUUUGAUAAAGUUUGGAAAUUUACAAACUAGUUUUCCAAACCUGAAAGUUUGGAAAGUACAGUCGAUUCCUGAUCACUCAAAACUUCAAGGGAAAGGGAAAAAAGUUUGGGUUAUCGGGAGCUCAAAGAAAAAUAGCCAGAAGUAAGGUGAAAACAGUUUUUACGGUACAGCUGUACAGUGAACAUUAAUCACAUUUUAUUGUAGAAAUGUUAAGUGAAAAUUGAAAGAUACUUUUAGGUUAUAAUUCAGAAUGUAACAUAACAAAAAAUAGCCUAAAUAAAGCAUGCAUUUUACUGUUUUGAAAAGUAAAGCUGUUUCACGUUAUAUCUGUGAUGAACAACAUCAGCCUCCACUGGUAGAGUUAAUGUCUACAACACGUCAAUGGGACUUUAAAAUCCAAUGUUUCAGACUCCAUUGAGCACUCAAAACAUGGUUCGAGUUUCAUGGGGUAACAUGUUAUAGAAAUGAUCUGAGGGGAAACAAAAAUUACUUUAAGUUAGCCAGAGGUUCGAGUUAUAGAGGGUUUGAGUUAUCGAGGGUAAAAUUACAGUAAAUGUAUGAAGAAAAUCCGGGGAAAAUCAAUUUUGGUUCGAGUUACUGCAAUUAAAGUUCGAGUUAGUGAGGGUUCAAGUUAUCGGGAGUCAACUGUAAAGAUAAAAUCUGGAAAAAUGGUUAACAGUAAGAGUUUUUUCUUUUUCAAAACUGCAACAAUUGCUUAAUAAUAUUGCUUUUAGUGAAAUCUUUUUGCUAGACAAAUCUUACUGAUUUUAAUCUAGUCUGUAGCCAAAACAUUCAAUCAGACUGAGAAGUUUCAGAACUCUGUUAUGUUUGCAUUGCACCGUGAUUACUGUACAUUUGCAGUGCAUCAUGGGAAAAGCGUAGUUGAGGUUUAUAAUCUUUAUCAGUCACUAACUUUAUACUGUAUUUGAUAAACUUAAGUCUGGAAAAAGAAAUUAUUUUUUGUGAAAAAGUUGGAAAAAAGUCAUGAACUUCGCAUUCAAAACCCCUGAAAUUAUUUUGCAUUACUAUAUAUUAAUUUGAGAAUUUUAGGUCCCAAAAUUGAAGCAUUUUCAUUGAAAGUGAUUCAACUUCACCUACCUUUAUAAGUCAGAGCAACUUACAGGUAAUUCUUUGGAAUGUAUUACUGUUAAUGCUAGUUUUCUUAUGUGAAGGUGUUGCCAGACCUGUUUUGGUUGUUCCAUGGAUUGUUAUUCAAGAACUUGACUCCUUAAAGGUAUGUCAAUUUUUAUUACAUGUGUUGUCACUUUUGUACAUGUUUCUGUCAGGAGUGUUCGGUUGAAGGAAUCAUGUAUUCAAAAACCAGUGCUUUACCCAAAAAGUAGGGGAUACAGGCUGCAUGUACAGAUCUAUCUUCCGACAACUACAGUUUGGUCCUUGCUUUUCUGGUACGUGUGGACAGUGUAAUAAUAAUAAUAACUUUAUUUGUAUAGCGGUAUAUACAAAAGCUCUAUAUCGCUUUACAAUCAAAAAAGAAAAUAACUAACAAUAGCACCAAAACAAAAAGUCAACUGAAAGCGAGUCUAAAAAGAUAAGUUUUCAAUCUAGAUUUAAAAACAUCAACUGAUCCACUUAAUUUAAUGUCUAAGGGAAUAUCAUUCCAGUGCUUUGGGGCAGCGACCGAAAAGGCCCUGUCUCCAUAGCUCUUCAGGCGCACACUCGGUACUUCUAAUAAAUGUUUGCUAGCUGACCUAAGAUUUCUUGUAGGGUUAUAUGGGACUAUAAGUUGACUUAAAUACGGAGGCGCCAGGUUAUUGAGAGCUUUAAAAGUUAACAGUAAUACUUUAAAGGUAAUUCGCUGCUCCACAGGUAACCAGUGUAGCUCCUUAAGGACGGGGAGUGUGCCAAUAAAUUCUUUCAUUUUUCUAUGCAAUACACACUGUGGACUAAUUGUUGCCAUUUGGAUACAGUAUGUAGCUCCCUGGAUAAUGAGUUACUAAGAAUUCCUGGUAUGUUAAAAUUCUGUCUCUAGAGCGACUCAUGGAGGAUAAGAAAAGGAAAAUUGGUCACCAGUCAAACACAGGUUUGAGUAUAAGUUUUACUAUUUUUAUUACAUAGUUGACUGUUUUGAUGACUAAUGGUAGCUGUUGUAGUGCAUUGUGUUAAGCUAAUAAAAUUUCAUUUUGACUGUCUCUAGUCGCAGAACAGCAAGUUUGGUGUUGAUACUCUGGCACGACAGGCAGUGAGGUUUCUUCAUGCCUGUUUUGAGAGUGGUCAUCCUCGGGUCCGAGGACAAACGCUGUCUGAGGUCAGUUUUUCAGAACUUGGUGAUGUUCUUGUACCAGUCAAUAAAUAUGCAUGUUGCUGCAAUGAUCCUUUCUUAGCACACUCUUUAGACUUUAUCCUGAUCCUUUAGUACUGACCCUAUCAUUUUGGUUUUACUCAAUCCAAUCUUUCAGCCAUCAGAAUUAUUUUAAAAAAACUUGACAAUUGUAAUAGGGACUGCAGUCACAUUUUGUAGUAGAUGGAUAUGUCUUUUUAAAAAUCUUGGUUAUACAGCUAGUCCAUGUUAUUGUUAAAUAACUUAUAUGAUGUAUGUGCAUUUGCAGCAAAUAACAUUUUUUCUUGUUUUAGGCCCAAGAAAUGAUGGACAGUUGUUCAAUGGAAGAUCCAUCUAAUGAUGACAAAAUACUUCAGUGUUGUCUUCUAUUCCAGAGAAAAGGUUAAGAUACUACUCAAUUUAAGAGUGACUCCCAUUUGACAUUCUCAUACCUAGAGAGUUUCCAACUCAUUAAUGUAUUGCCCAUGCUGUACAUGUACAUGUACCUUGUGCCUGUAUUGAUCUGUUCAGUACUUAACAUGUUUGGUUAUUGUUACUUUUAGCUGAUAAAGGACAUGCCAUACUGUUUUCCAAUGAUCAAAACUUGUGCAGCAAAGCCAUAAUUAAUGGAUUAAAAGCCUUCAAUCAUCAAGUGAGUGUCCCUUUGGUAUAAUAGAAUAUUAAAAAGUUGUAAGACUGUACAUAAUACAAUGAUUCAUCUCUCCCUUAAAGUAGAUCUCUAAAAUGACGGACACCUCGCUUAACGUACAGCCAGACUUGGUUGCAAGUAAUGGCAGAGUUGGCCAUAUUCUUUGACUCACUAUAAGGCGGGGGACUCUUACUUCUGGACCCACUGGCAUCUGAAAUUGUGAAAAAUAAUUAUUAUUAUGUAAGAGAAAAAAAAAACUAAAAUUUAGUGCCUGCUGUACUUUUUCUUAUGUCACAAAUCAUCUUGGUCUUAAUACUGAAUUGUUUAAUGAUCAUCAGAGUCUGGUCAGUGGAUUGAAGGAAUUGUUUCAAAGCAGUGCUGUGGUUCUAAAACAAGAUUACUUUAAAGGUAAGGCUUCACUCUUGUAGUGCCCACUUGCAUGUAUUCCCUUUGGGUUACCUACAAUGUACGAGAAUAUUCUGAGAGCAUAACCUUGUAAUGCAUCAUCUUAGUGUGAUCUGCAUUGUGAAAAUGGUAGUACAAAAUACCAUGUAGGUUUUUUACUUCUGCUGUUUCCUGCAUUUUCUUUUUCCAGAUUAUUAUAAGGAGCUUAAAUUCCAAGAAACUCUGGCAGAAAAACGAGCCAAGGUAAAAUGUCCUUCUUCAUCGUCUACAUGGAGCAUCUUUUUUUUAUCAGUCAGGUUCAUGGACUUGUCUGUCAUGGUUUAUAGUAGCUAUAGGUUAGGCAGAGAAGAGAACGUCAGAACAUAUAUUACUAUAUCAUUUGUGUCCAUGGCCCCUUGAUUAUAAUGCUGGGAAUUGUUACUGGAAGGCAAAAUUGAAGGGAAUAGUGGAUGGGGGUGGGGUCCAAGGGUUACCGGAAUCAAAAACAUCAAAGAAUGGUUAGGACACACCUAUAAUGGAUGUGCAAGAAGAGCUGAAGAUCAGAACAGCUGGAGAUCUAUGAUAGCUGACCUACUACUAGUAGAUGGCACCUGAUGAUGAUGAUGAUGAUAUAUAGUGGAAUGGAAAAAAUAAAAUGAAAUGAAAUCUGAGUGGCUGCAUCAAAGCCAUUAGACUGCAGACAGAGUCAAUACAAACUUAAUACUUUUGAAUGUCUCCCUUUGAAAGUUUUUACAGUGAGUAAUUUUGUAUGAUUUUUAGGCUGAUGAUCUGAUAUGUGAGCUGCAGUGUAUAAUGAGGGAAGGCCUUGCUGUAGCAGUGGAAAUGGAAAUGAGAGCUGCAUACGAUGAUUUAUGGUAAGUAUUAGCAAGAACUCUGAUGGAUAUGUUUAUGCAUGUCUUUUAUUAAAUUUAUGUCUUCUUUUAUUUUAAUACGCGCCUUUUAUGUAAACCAGUGCCUAUAGCUGAUAAAAUUACCGUGGUUAAAUAAAAUGGCUAUGUAAAAAUGUCUAUCUGUACAUUGAAUCUGUUCAUUAUGAGUAUUGAGAGCCAAAAAACUUGAUAUAAAAGCCGUUUUCACAGCAUAGUUAACUAUGGCUAUACUCUUUAACAAUGUCCGUAAUGUUUCCCCCCCUUCCAAUCAUCCAUUGUUAAGACAUACAAAUCUUUAAUAAGCUUUUUUUGGGGGAAUUGUUUGUAGGGACAAGAUUGUGUUCAUUAAACCACCGUGGACAUUGUCCGACCUUCUUCAGCUGUUAGAAAAGUAAGUAUCCAGUCACUAAAGAAUGUGCUUGCAACUUUUGCUUGUCUUUUAAAAAAGCUAUUUAAAUAAAGGAAAAGGUUAUUUCUUAGAAAAGUGUAGAUGCAAAGUUUGGAAUUACAUUGAAACCUGCAUUAGACGGGGGACCUUUGCUGGUAUCGACUAAAUACAGUCUCGUUUUUCUUAAAUUAAGGGAAGAAGCAUUUGAAACAUGCUGAGCUACUCAUAAUACAGGGUGUUCACCUUGUAUGGGGUCCACUUAAUACAGAUUUUACUGAUGAUAGACUCAUUACUCAUGUCAUUUGUCUAAGUGACGUCAUUUUGAAUCAUUCAGUAUUUAUGUAACCUACAUCUGUAAAAUUAUAAUGUAAACUUACCGGUAUUUUCUUGAUGAAUUCUGGCGUGCUAGGCGGCUAGUCACUAGUUUGUAGUCCAUAUUAGAUUUUCUUUCAAUCCAGCUGUUUAGGUUGUUCUCUUUUGCUUUAUUAUUGUUGGUAAUUCUCCUGAUAUUAAAUGCUUAAUUCCAGGCACUGGAUUGCUGUGUUUGGUCAAGUGUUUAAAAGGAAUACUAAAUCUACGGUGGAGGGUCUUCGUAAACAUUUUGGUAAACCAGAAGGUAGGAGACAUUUUAAACUGUAGAGAAAGUGUCAUAUGCUUUCCUGACUUACUAUCAAACACCCAAACAUCACUAUCGAAGGAAAGAAACGAUUUUAUUGCUUGUUAUUACUUAGUACACUGUACGUACAAGCAAGGCCUUUUACAGAUGCAAGCAUUCCCGAUAGAGUAGAAAGGUUAUAGCUUCCACUUUUGUGUUUAGAAACGUACCCCAUCAAAACGUUUUUGCGGUCGGACGUAUGUCCUAUCUAAAACCAAAAAUAUUUGCAGGGCCUGGUGCCGGGACCGUUUUAAUUGUAAUUCAGGCGAGGAAAAGAAAAGUGACUUGUUGUGAGCUACAAAUUGUCCAAAUAGAUAACGUUUUUCGAUAGGAUAGUUUUAGCGGUAGUUUUAGUCUGUUGUUAUCACAUAUUAGUAAAAUCCAACUAGUGGUCUAUUAUCAAUGCUGCGUUCUGAUUGGUUGAGCUACUACUAGGCUACAUGUUAUAGCCCACUAGUAGCGAAAAGCGCUGGCUUUUUGGCGGCAAAAAAAGAAUUAAAGUCUAGCUUAACUAGCUAAAAUUUUUUUAUUCUCGAUAUUUUUGACCAACUCUCUGGGCUCUGAGUCAAUAGCCUCAUGGGCUAUUGACUCAGAGCCCAUUUGGGCUCGAGGAAUAAUUGUUAAUUAUUUGUUUCUUUAGGCUCUGUUGGUUGUUUAGCUAUGGCAUCUACUAUACUGGAUCAGGCCCACACACUGUUUGAGGCUAUAGCAGUACGUUCAAGGUAAGACCAAUCAUUUCAAUUGUGGCAUGUUAGAACUUUACUUUUAUUAGUAAAAUCCAACUAGUAGUGUAUUAUCAAUGCAGCAUUCUGAUUGGUUGAGCCACUACUAGGCUAUCUGUUAUAGCCCAGUAGUAGCGAAAAGCGCCGGCAUUGAAAACGAAAACAAUGGCGGCUGAAUCGCGUUUUGCUAGCUGAAGUUGUUUUGUCUUGAUAUUUUUGACCAACUAGUUGGAUUUUUCUAAAACAAUUAUUCCUCUCGUCCUCAUGGCCUCUCAGUCAAUAGCCCAUUCGGCCUUUGGCCUCAUGGGCUAUUGACUCAGGGCCCAUUCAGCCUUGAGGAAUAAUUGUUAAUUAGCCCUGAGAAAUUUACGGCAAACGGCAAACAGCAAACUUGAAUUUGUACCACGUGACCAAGUUUUCCCUUUACUUUUCGUUUACUGUUAAGUAUGGUUACGCGGAAAUCAGUAGUUUCACGCCUUUUCUAUAUAUAAAAAUCUUUUUGAGUCGUUUUUAUCUGCUCCUUUUCUAUUUUGAGAAUUUCUCAAUUUGAAUUUGGUGUUUGCCGCCGUCUAUCGUAAACGUGGAUCUAAAUCUCUCUAUUAACGCAAAUGCUAACCUUUAUCUACAAUGCCCAUUGUAAUAAAAGCGUCUUUGUCAAUGUCAUUAUGCAUGCAUGUUGAUGAGCUAGACGCGUAGUCUUAGGUGUCCUCUAUCCUUGACGUUUUGACCUUUACUUGGCAGCCGUUUACUUGCUUUUGCUAUGAUGGUUAAGUUUAGCCGUGUCUAGGUUCGAGGUAAAGUCAGUUCUCUGGUCAAAUCAGUAUUCAACGGAAAUUGAUUCAGGACAACGGUAAUUCUCAUUUAUUCAACGUCAUGCGUUUCAUACAUGAGCCUCUGGCUCGGAUGAUCGGGGCAACCCCAUUCGACGUAUUGACGUUAAUAAAUUGAUUUAUUGAUUGAUUCUGGAAUGGAUUUUACCAACAUCAUGAGUUUUUGAAGUAGUAAAAGAAAUUCCCAGUUCUUAUCCAGUUCUAUCCAUCUUAAUUUUUUGGCAAAAUAUUGCUUAUUUAUUUAUUUAUUUAUUUUGUUUGUUUAUUUAUUUUUUAUAAUAUUUACUUAUUUGAUGUAUGUUUUAUAAAAGCAAAGCAUUGCCAAUAGGUCAUUUUGUUUGGUUGUCAUUUUGAUUCGGUAACCUUUUUCUUUACUUCAGUUACAAUGGAGCCAUAACAAAGUGUAUGACAGCCAUUAUUGUGUUAAAAAGAAAGUGCAAAGAGUAUCAGCAAACAGGAGAUGAAGAACAAGCUGCAAGGUCUUAUUCUUCCAAUGCCAUGGGCCCUCCUCAGGUUCCUGCCAUUGGAGGUCCCAUCACUAGAGAAUCAUCCCGCUCCUCAUCCAAUGAAACUGAACAAGAGGUAAGUAUAGUGUGGAAAUAAAAUGAAACUAAAUACUUCAACCUAGAAUGACCAACACCAACUUUCUCCCAACCAUAUCAAUGCACCAUCAAGAGAAAAGGUUAUGAGAACUUUUAAGUGAUCCCCAAAGGGAAAUUGCUUUGAUCUUUUCAUAAAUUAUCUGGACUAAUUUUUCCAGGAAUGUGUGGAGAUCAGUCUUGAGAAUUUAUUUGUAAAUAUUGGGGCUUGGGGAUGAAGUGAGCCAGCCCCGUAAGCCGUGCUGGCCCGUGUACUUGGCUGUCUCGCCCCAUGCCUUGUUUCUUCUUUAAAUUGUCGUUGUGUUUAAUGCGAAGGCUGGCUGGCUUAAUUGCCGAGAUCCCGGUUGCUGGAGCCGAGAUCUCGGCAAGCUGGCCAGUCCAUAUUCUUGUAUAAACACAAAGACUAUUUGCAGAGAAAAUAAGGCAUGAACCAAGCCAGCCAGGCUAACCAACCUGGCUCAACUCAUUAAAACAAUCUCUCACCAUCAUUUUAAUCAAGCGGUAACAAGCUCGUAUAAGGCAAGCAAGUACAGAUAGCGAAAUGUCUGCGUCGACAUCGCCUGUUUUUCUUUUCGUAAUACACGUUGCAUUGUUGAACUUGUUCAGCGCUGUUUUAAAUCAAACAAUGACAAGUCGCCACAAAUUAAACCUUUGGGAGUGGUGUUGUUAUCAUUCUGGCAGUUUCUUCUUGUAUUACAAUGGUACGCAUCAAAUGGUGGUGGUGGUAUUAAUUUAACCUUUUAUUUACACUUACAGAACUCGUCAGGAAGGUGUGAAGAAGGGUCAGAAGUGGGAUCCAGUGUUGACGAGAUUAACACGUCUCAGGCUGGAAAUCCUCACGCGUUAGUUCUGUCUACGUUCGAGACGAUAUGGAACGCUGUCUGUCAGUUCAGGUAAAUCCUCUUCCUUCUAGGGUAGAGUACAUUCAGGUCUCAGACAUUUCUUUUUUCUGAACUGAUGAGGUUGUUGUGGUGCUUCACGGCAAAGUGCCCAUAGCUAAAAAGCAACGACCAUUUUGACGUACGCCAGUGGCACACUGGUCAGCAUUAAUCAACAAACACCGAGCGAUGUUGCAGCUUGUCGGAGCUAGGAAACAAAGACUGACUAUCGAUGUUCAGCAUGUUGCAACUUCUUUGGAGAAUAUUUCCAAUAUUUAGUUCGAUUUAUUCUAACACAGUCCUGGCCUCGGCGUUCAGAAUUGUUCAGAAGUUGCAACUUGUUGGACGGAAUAGCGUCCAUUUUUAUUCUCCUUCAGCCACGUUUCACAUGAUGAAUGGCCUAUUUCAACGGUCAUUCAAAAUGGCUUGAUACACUGUUCACAUUUGUGGAAUAAGUGUUGGAGCUUCUGUUAACCUUGCGUCACUGGCCUUAGAGUGUUCGUGCGUCUUCCCUGACAGUGGUUGAUCUAUUUUCUUUGAGCACCCUCUAACAAGAACCAGUGUUUAAUAAAACAAAUUCAUCAACACCGCUUGAAAAAGCACGCACACGUGUACCCCGUGACUAAGUUUUCUCCUUACUUUUCGUUUACUGUUCUUUACAUCUACACAAAGUUAUUGCUUUUAUGACAGUUUUAUCCACUGAAAAUUGUUUUGCGCGGUUUUUACUACCUGCUCAUUUCCUAGUCCGAGAAAUUGUCAGUUCGAACUGCCUACCGCGAUUUAUUAUUUUUGUUUGUAUCGGCUUUUCAUUUAACAGUGCCCAGAUCUACUCCGGAGUGGGAUUCCCUCAUCCUGUCCCACCAGACCUACUCAAAGAUCUGACAAAGCCCACGCAAGAGGAAGCCGUCCAGUUUUUGGGCCGUCUCAUGUCAAGUUUGACGCUUGUUGUCACUGCUAUUCAGAGGUAACUACUUCAGUUUACUCCUUUAAUUCUGCUAGUCUGUCGUUGCGCAUUUAAUGGAAGCGUUUUGUUGCUAUUGGUGAUACUUUUUCUUCCCUCCUUUACGCUAUCUUUCUUCAAUUUUGGAUUUCUAGUGUUCUCCAGGAGCCCGUCGUAAAUGAGAUGGGGAAUUUCCAAGCGUUUGAAGUGCUCUUGAAGGCAAUCGUUAGAUUUUUUAAAGAGGUGAGCGCCAUAGUAAUCUUGGUUUGAUGUGAUUUAGUGGGGUUUAGGAGUGAUAGUGUUUAUCGUUUGGUAAAUAUUUCUGUAAGAACUUUAGAAAUGUUUUUCUAGGCCUGCUUUGAGCAACAUCAAGCGUUAGUGUAACUGAGCGUGACAAUAGUGUCGUGUGACUGUCCAAAUUAGGGCUGUACAGAAUGUGACGAUGUUGUUAGUUCCAGGCCCUCGGGGUCCAGGAUAGGUAAAGUUCCCGGAGGAUAGCGCGCUUUCUGUUCUGUAAUUACAUGUAGCCGAUGAAGCCUUUUUCCUGUGAUUAAAUGAGUUGUGUUCUUCAGCUUCUGUCAAGUUCAUUGUCUCACAACUACGUUACACAGAAGACUUUGGUAUGCGGUGUCUUAGUAGUUUCUUCCUUCUUUUUAGGUUUUGUCCAUGAACACAGGCGUGACAGUUGCCGAUCUGGUGAGAUUUGCUCGGGAUCCAAAUGCAAGGUAACUUUCAUGUUCCUCGACUGUUCUUGCUGCAAACAAAAAUAAGGCUAUACUGUACAUUACUGUGUGUUGGCUGAACGUUUGUUAGUUUAUAACGAGCGUUUGAAAAAUGGCAGAAGUUAAGAUCACUCCACCCCGAUAUUCAAACUAUUGAAUCACUUUCCAUACACCUGUCACCUUAUAAUAAUAAUAAUAAUAAUAAUAAUAAUAAUAAUAAUAAUAAUAAUAAUAAUAAUGGUUUAUUAACAGCAUUUCCAUAAGAAAAAUGGCUCCACAUCUGCUAAUAAAAUAUAAAAAUAUAUAGUAUAUAUUCAGCUAGAAGAAAAAUACAUUAUUAGAUCAGAAGCAGAUAUGUACGUGGAAAAAAAACUACAGUCAACUCCCUUUAAGGCGGACACUGUAGGGACCUGGAGUUAGUGUCCUCAUUAGCGAGAGUUUAUUUCAGUCAAUCGUCCGUAUUAUCGGGGUGUCCAUUAUAGCGCGGUAUCCGCAAUGCAAGAGUUGACUGUACAACAUUACUACACUUUACUUCGCUCUUUUAAAAUAUUGAAGGUCUGUUUGGAAAAAGACCCAAAAUUGAUGUGCGUCUCUCUCUUGUGCUGUCACCUUUCCUAGGAUGGGCCUUAUUCAGGGGUGCUCACAACUGGACCGCGCUUUGGCCACACUACAGCAGUGCUCCAGAUGGGUGUCGUCCACCUUAGAUCCCAACAAGGUCAGUUGGUGACGCCUAGUUAGAAUCCGUGAGGUCAGGAAGUGUAUGGUCUUAAGAGAAAACCGGGACAUAACAAUCUCAUGGAGGGCUACAGAUUAGUUUCCCCACACCCAUGGUGCCGCCUGUUUGAACUGUUCUUGUCGGGUAAGAGAAAAAAUUUCAGCGGCUCGUCAUCAGAGGUUAAGUUAGGCCCCGUCCACACGAAUCCCGAUAAUAAUUAUUUUGAAAGCGGAUAUAUUUUUUUAAACAUGAAUCGGCCUUCCGUCCACACGAAACCAGUGAAUGCGGUCACCGAAACCGCGUCUUUUUUAAAUCGCUGUCCAGAGUAGAUUUUUGUUUUUGUAUCCGACGGUUUUGGCGAAUUCGUGUAGACGACUGAAAUCGGAUAUUUUGAAAACUGUAUUUUAAAGUGAAAUGGCGGACAGCAACCGGAGAACAACCUUCUGUUUACUUGGAUACUGUUCUUUGAACAGUUCCAGUAUAUCAUCGCCAGCUGGUAGUUGGCAAUUGGAAACCGCAGUAGCGUAUUCGUGUGGAUGGUGAAUCCAAACAUGAUACACAAAAACGAAAUCGUGGUGACGCAAAUAUUGAGGCAACGCCCACUCGAAUCCGGAUAUUUUUGAAACGGCAUACUUUUUUUACACGAAUCUGCCUUCCGACACGAAACCAGUGAGUCUGGACACCGAAACCGCAUUGUAUUGAAGCCAUUCCAAUAACGGUUUAAGGCACGAAUCCGGAUAGAACCACACAAAUCUAGAUAGAAAAUAUGAUGCGGAUUCAGCCUAUCGGGAUUCGUGUGGACGUAGCCUUGUUGCUAUCACCUCUCUUGCAUUGGAUCCGACGGAUUUGCGAAUUCGUGUCGACGAUUGAAACCGGAUAUUUUCGACUGCGGUUUCAGUCUGCUCGGAUUCGUGUGACCGUCAGGGCCUAUGCGUGGUUUGGUUGCACGUGGUCAAGAAAUAUAUCAUGAACAAACAACUUGUUUGUAAUAUAUGUUUUAUUUUCGAUUUGAAAGGUGUAUAAACACUUAAUAGUCCAGUUUCGAAUUAAAAAUUACCGCUGAGUACAAAUAUUAGCGACACAUUCAUACAGGGUUAGCCUCGACAUAACGUAGAAUCUUCACAAAUUCCGUCAAGUAAGUGUUUGAAAUACGAAAAUACACAGUAGACAGAGUAAUAAAAAGGUUUUCUUCUCGUAGGAAUUUGUAAAUUUAUUUACUUCAGAUGGAGGCUGUAAAAUAUGCGUCUUCACUUCUUUUUUUCAGCGGUCAUAGCCAACUCGAAACUGAACUAUUAUCGGUCCCACUGGAAACAUUUUGGGUCUCUGUGAGACAAAAUUUUCGUUUACUUUGGGCCUGUCGUGUAAGAGCUUAUUCACUAUUCAUUAUCGAAAAACGGGAAACGAGAACUAGAAACCGAAAUGUUUCAGCGAACGGUUCAACAUUUACUAGUUAUAUGACGUGAUCUCAACCUUUUUACGUUCUCAGAUAAUAUCUACUUUAAGUGGUGAGGUAGUACAACUGUGAACACUUUUCGGAGUGUUUGGUUCCCCGAGUCCGGUCUGUGUUUUUCAAAAUUCUGUUGACAAAAAGAGAAAGGAGCGUUUUCGAUGUUCUUUCGUCUUCGUCCUUAUCUAUUAGUAAUUUCUUGGGUAUACUAGGUACAUUUAUUUAUGUUUUUGGCAACGUAUUUAUUUACUUGCUUAUUCGUUAUCGUUUUUUAUUUUCACGCGCCCUGUUUCUAGGAAUAGUCAACUCCUCAAAAGUAACUUUUAAAAGGAUAACAUAUCAAAUGGUUCCAUUGAAAGGGCGUUAGCUUUUUGUUAUCCCUUUCGCUUCUGAUAGUGACCAACGGACAAAAUUCUCAAAAACUCCAAACCUCUUUGUAUAAAAUACUAAGAAAUUACUUGUGUGAUGCAAAAGGUCUGGAAACGAGGUUUCAUUUUAGUGGUCACACCAUAGGAUUUCAUCUACAGACUCAGCAAUUAGAACUACAUACUAAAUAAAUAGUACCAUGUGAAAGUACUGCUGAAGAGGUUUCAUAUGAAUGGUAACAUCAUAGGAUAUGCUCCAGAGAUUUAAAAGUUAGGGAUUUUGACAAAUCCUUCAUGAGAUGAUCUACGACUGAUUCGGGAUUCGGUUAAAAAGUAAUGGAAAAAAGGUUAUAUAGCUUUAUUUUUGUAGAAAACAUCGUUUGACAUAACAUUCUUUAAAAUCCAUUGUCUUUACAUGUGACAUUUGAUAUCUAUAAUGAA